GGGGAAGCCGCGGGUCAGACACAAGCCGACCGGUGGGCUCAGGUGCGACCGCUUGUCUGACCACGUGCUGUAGCCGCGGUCUGUGUUUACCAACAGGACGUCGUCAGUCCGGGUCCCGGAGCGGGGUCUUCAAAUUCGGCUUCGGCGCGUGUUCCUUCCCUCACCCCCCAGGGCCGCUGUAAGGGUCGCGACUCCCAACCUCAUUACCGACGAACCCGCGGCGGUGGCGGAACGUAACCAGGUCCAGUUGCUCAGGCACUGGCCUCCAGACAGUCCACGCAGCGGCUGUUGAGGCAUCUCGGUCUGGACCAGGGCGCGGACGGGCCGGCAGACCAGGCGGCAGCCCCUGCCUGAGACGACCGGGGACUUGAAAAGGGAGAAAACCCGCGUUUUCCAGUGUCUUUUCCAGCCGGACCGUGCGUGUUUUCAGCUGGGAAGCAGGUGUGAGGAGGACGUCGUUAAAGGCCCUGCAGAAACAUGCGUCUGGUCUGUGUGAGGAGGCCCGCGGCCGUGGCCGGUCAUUAGUGUCCGGCUGGCUGAGGUGCGAGGGCGUCGCCCCGCUCGGCCUGUACUUUACACCUAAUGAGAGGUCGGGUCCUAGCGCGUCGCGGGGGCUGUGAUAACAUGGUUGCGUGGAGCCGGACUAGUCCUGCCCAGUUCGGUCAUUACCCGACCACAGGGCACUGAAGAAAACCGGCGUUUAACAAUUUCAGAAGCCCCAUUCCAGCGUGAGCUCUGUGCAGGUCUCAGGGACGUGAUGGGAUAAUGGAGGCCUCAGCUCUUCCCUGCUGCGGAAGGUUUUGUUUUGGGAGUGUGUGGGAUGCACACGUCGGUGCGUGAAAUCCACGUCUCCUCUCGGCCUGACUCCGCCUACUUCCUGCGGGUGGACUGGAGGGGGCGGGGCUUAGGUUCGGGCUUCGAGGUGCUGCUGACUGACGGACAGGACGUGUGGCGAGGAGAAGUGAGCCAGGCAGCGGUAUGUGGGGAGGCAGAUGAGCUGGAGAUGCAGAGGGAGAGGUACAUCCGGGACCUCCAGCAGGCGCUGACGGGGACGGAGAGCUCCGUCACCUACAGCUUCACCCUGACGCCGUCCCCGCCAGACCGCAGCGCCGCCGUUACGCUGGCAUAUGAGAAGGUGCAGAAGGACAUCUCGUUCCAGUUGGGUUCUGUUUUGUUGAGGACCGUCCCAGAGCCGGCGGAGGCAGUGAGGGACUUACUGAUUCACAGUCUGCAGAGGGGAAAUACACUGGAGCACCAGAACCAGAACCUGGAGGAGGAGAACCAGAGGCUGAGACAAGAACAGCGACGCGUCACUGCAGAACUAAAACGAUACGCUGGCGGAAAAGAGGCCCUGGAGGCAGAGCUCUACUCUCGGUUUAUCCUCGUCCUGAAUGAGAAGAAAGCCAAGAUCCGCAGUCUGCAGGAAACUGUCACACACCUGCAGGAAACGAGGAGUUCUGAGGGACAGAAAGAUGAAGUUUUGGUAAAAUCGAACCAAAGAGGGGGUCAGGAGGAGGAUGAAUAUGGAGGGAGUACCGACGAGGAGCCAGAGGAAGCGCACUUGACUCCAGCCUCCACUUUACAAUCCCGGGACUUCUCGACUCCGAGCCCGUUGGACGACAGCCUGAAGGACAUCCCAGACGUGGCCCCCUGUCGCAAGCGGCGCUUUCGCCACCCCAGGGCCCCGGACCCCGCGCUAAAAAGGCCGAACCCACAGACCUCCCAGAGAAAGAGGAGCGACUCCCCUGCAGGAUCCAGUAAGCAGCAGACUCCCCAGCGCUCCGCAGAUGCUGCGGCAGCAAGUUCAGCAGCAGAGGACCUGUUUGAGGACUUUUGACCCUUCGCUUCCAGACCGCCCCGUACAGAUUAACGUGUUCACACCGCUGAUGUAUAUUGGUUAUAUUUUUAUACUGAAUUUACGGAUUAAGCGUCGCGGAUUGCGGUAAACUUACUUUUAAGCAACUGCCUCUGCAAACAACAAACAGACCGGUGGCCCCGUUAAUGGAAAACUCAACCUAAGCUGUUUUUCCCACCAUGAGCCUCCAGAACAGCUUCGGCCCUUGUUACAGAUUCUGCGAGUGCGUUGAACUCUACUGGGGGGGGGGUGAACAUCAUUCUCCCAAAAGAUGUUUUUAGACGGUGGUGGAGGAGGAGAGUAGUGGUUUCAUUACAGAAGAUUUUUAAUUGUCACAAAGUUAGGCAGAAAUAAAGAAACCUCCCCUCCCGGGAAGAAGGAGCCCGAGCCCCCCGACAGCCUGUUCACAGUCAAGUGCCAGCGCCCUCUAGCAGCUGUAGUAAUGAUGUCGGGAGCAAAGAAGGACGUCGGGAGACGGCAUCAUAGUGGGACGAAGUCCGUGUACGGAGGAGGUCGGGCUUGAUGGAUGGGUCUACAAAACAUCUAACUUAAUCACCGGAGACUGAUGUUCAUUCCUCAUUUCAGAACCUUAACCACCUGUUUAUCAACGUUACCUGCUCUUACAUCGCGACCUUUCCCCGAACCUUAAUCAAACGGUUCUUGCGUUAAAACCUAACCGAACCUCAACCACAGGGCUCGUGGAGAACACAUCACUCCACCCGUCGGGAUUCAGUCGGGUUGAGCCCUGGCAUCUGUGAAGGCCACAGCAUAUGAUUCACAUCAUUUUCAUCGAACCGGCCGGCAUUGUUGUGCUUCAUGAACUAUUUACGCAUUUGUCAUUGUGAAAUUUGUACCAAUAAACCAGGUAAAAUGUUGUACUUUUAAA
Xiphias gladius (swordfish) is the source of this 2741-nucleotide messenger RNA. It is a transcript of the gene xrcc4, whose product is annotated as X-ray repair complementing defective repair in Chinese hamster cells 4. Gene Ontology annotation, biological process: immunoglobulin V(D)J recombination; response to X-ray; double-strand break repair via nonhomologous end joining. Gene Ontology annotation, cellular component: DNA-dependent protein kinase-DNA ligase 4 complex; nucleus; DNA ligase IV complex. Lineage: Eukaryota; Metazoa; Chordata; Actinopteri; Istiophoriformes; Xiphiidae. The transcript has 9 exons. The record is from RefSeq and is a predicted model, not a curated record. The coding region runs from base 821 to 1837 and encodes 338 amino acids. Gene Ontology annotation, molecular function: DNA binding.